Messenger RNA from Blepharisma stoltei, 1337 nucleotides. NCBI's taxonomy places the organism in Eukaryota, Ciliophora, Heterotrichea, Heterotrichida, Blepharismidae. The record is from the annotation of a GenBank genome assembly.
AUGUCUUCACCACAUCGAGCUUCAUCAUGAACCCAAAUGAAAGACCCAGACCCCAGACGUAAAGAUUUUAUCAAGCAAAUCUAUUUCGCUUUAGUUAUUCAAUGCUCUAUUACUGUUACUAUUGCAUCAGUCUCUCUCGCUUCAAAUACCCUCAGGAAAUGAUUUUUAGCGAAUUAUUGAUUCUGGAUCCUAAACGUCGGAAUUGUUCUUUUAUCCUCCCUUAUCGCUUUAUUUGUAAAAAAUCUUAAACAAGACUUCCCUCAAAAUAUCAUCAUUUUCAGCAUUUUUUCAGUCUCCAAAAGCUUCAUGGUGGUUUGUGUGACUGCUUAUUUUGAUCCUUUAUGUGUAUUUAUAGGAGUUUUAAUGGAAAUGGCAGUGAGCUUGGGAAUGUAUGGAUAUGUUUAUUAUACGCAUUACAAUUUCAGAGGAAUUUAUGCGAUUUUGUUUGGGACUUUGAUUUCUUCAAUUUUAUUUAACUUUUAUUUUAAUGGAAGAUUCGGAAAGUAAUGUUUCCUAUUCUUCUUCUUCUUUUUGUGAAGAAAACGAAGCUUUACAGGAUGAAUUUUUCGAACUUUUACUAUUAAAUGAACUUAUUGAUACAGGAUUACUUGAUAAUUCUGAAUCAGAGUAUGAAUGAAAUGAUAGUGAUGCAGAAAAUGUUGAUACAGAUGACAAAAUAUUGGAGUUUUUAAGUCGUUUAGAUGGAAAAAUACUAGAUGAAAUAGAUCCUAUUCAGGAAAAACUUCAAAUAUAGGAAGACUGAGGUGAUCAUUGAUGAUAAGAAGACAAUCGAUAAGAAAAUCCUGAACACCAGAAAAAUAAAAAUUAGAUCAGAUUCAAAUUUUAUCAGAAAAAUAAAAUUGAUAUCAGAAUCAAACAUUAUCAGGAAAAUAAAAUUUAGAUCAGAUUCAAAUUUCAUCAGAUAUAGAAAAUUCAUAUCAGACUCAGAAAUCGAAAAAAUCGCGGAUUACGUGGAUUCAGAAAAUUUUACUAAAAUUUUAUCCAAAGAUUUUAGGAAAAGAAGAAAGUUAAAAAAUUUUUAAUCGGGACAUGGCCCUGAAAUAAAGGCCUUUAAGUAAUAAAGAUUUCUCUCUCUCUCAAUUUUAUUUGCUUUAUUUAUGGGAUUUUUUGGAGACUCAAGGCCUAUAAAAAUUUUAAUCUGUUUUUUAUUGUCAGUUAUUUUUGCAAUAUAUGUGGGCAUUGAUACAGAAUUAAUAGAAAGUGGGAGAUAUUCUUUGUCAUCUCAGCAAUAUCUGUAUGGGCUUUUAUGCGUGUAUAUUGAUAUGAUAUUUUUGCCUGCUGGGUAUCUUUUAAGCCUAUGUAAUUUCAAAACAUAA